UUCCUCGCCAACUUUCUUUAAAUAAAGCUUCACAGACCCAAUACACUCGCUCUUACUAGACACGAAAAGCACCCCAAAAUGAAGAUCUCCCUUACCUGUCUCACAUUUCCCCUCAUCUCCAUCGCCGCUGCCGCUGUCUUGGGCAAGCGCGACCCGCUCCCUGGGAAAUUCACCCUCGAGGCCAGCAAUCAAGGCCUGCCAAACGUGAUCUGGACCGAACUCCACUGGCUCAACGGCUCUGCCUACAUCGGAAACAGCAAGUACAACUUCGGCAGCGAGAAGCUAGAAUUCACGAGCGGCGGUGACGGGCUAUCCUUUACCUCUUUCCAUUCGUCUCCCACCGGAUGGACCGACUUUUACAUCUUUCCGAGUGAAAGUCGUGCCGUGGGGUUUACCAUCCCGCACAGCGCGUUAGUGCCUCCCGGGGCGUCUACUAGGGGGUUUGAGAAUGUUGGGGGACAAUUUGCGUAUCAGGGGAGGAUGGAAUGGCAGGCUUGUGAUCAGGGUGAUGGGGUUUACCAGAUUUAUUGGGAUGGUGCAUCGUCGGCUAGAUGCGUGCCUGUUGGAUUGUACAUCAAGCCGAGUGCUUGUUAGAACGGGUGACGUGGGCACUUUGUCUUAUUAUUUGACUAUUAUGGCGGCAAUUAGGGCUAGGAUGGAUGGACAUUAACUGUCGUCGUGAAUAACUGCUGUUUAAUGGGAUUGGUUGUGGGUUUUCAUAAA
This is a messenger RNA of Tuber melanosporum (Perigord truffle), 723 nucleotides long. RefSeq lists its product as uncharacterized. The record is from RefSeq and is a predicted model, not a curated record. The transcript has a single exon. The coding region runs from base 79 to 594 and encodes 171 amino acids. Lineage: Eukaryota; Fungi; Ascomycota; Pezizomycetes; Pezizales; Tuberaceae.